Brenthis ino (lesser marbled fritillary) is the source of this 1368-nucleotide messenger RNA. NCBI's taxonomy places the organism in Eukaryota, Metazoa, Arthropoda, Insecta, Lepidoptera, Nymphalidae. The record is from the annotation of a GenBank genome assembly.
AUGGAAUUAUUUUAUCAUCAGGAUGCCGUAUUAGACUGGGCGCGAGAUCAUCGCGUGCACCACAAGUACUCAGAGACAGAUGCAGACCCCCACAAUGCCACACGAGGUUUCUUCUUUUCACAUGUCGGGUGGCUCUUAGUAAGAAAGCAUCCAGAGAUUAAAGCAAAAGGACAUACAAUUGAUAAGACGGACCUAUGGGCCGACCCAAUACUGCAUUUCCAGAAAAAGUUAGUAUCUAAUUCUAUCGAGACCUCUAAAUCCGAUCGCACCCCACUAAGUGUUAACUUAAUAAACCUCUUCGGUGAAAUAAGUUACUGUGCGGUUUCUGGAAGAAAGGACACCAUGCCUCCCCAAGACCAACAAACAGGAUCGUGGGUGCUACAUGAAGCGGAUUUCAACAAAGACGCCACAGUCAUCGUCCCGCCCUCCGCUGAAAAACGUAAAUGGGAAAUAGUAUGGAGAAAUGUAAUAAUCUUCGUGACCCUUCACAUCGGAGGAGUGUAUGGAGCCUACCUGUUCCUAACAACGGCCAUGUGGACUACUCGUUUCUUUGCUGUAGUUCUCUACAUAUGCUCCGGACUCGGUAUCACAGCUGGCGCACACAGGCUAUGGGCCCACAAAUCUUAUAAAGCAAGACUACCUCUCAAAAUACUGUUGACAGUUUUCAACACUAUAGCUUUUCAGGAUGCCGUAUUAGACUGGGCGCGAGAUCAUCGAAUGCACCACAAGUACUCAGAGACAGAUGCAGACCCCCACAAUGCCACACGAGGUUUCUUCUUUUCACAUGUCGGGUGGCUCUUAGUAAGGAAGCACCCAGAGAUUAAAGCAAAAGGACAUACAAUUGAUAUGACGGACCUAUGGGCCGACCCAAUACUGCGUUUCCAGAAAAAGUACUAUUUGAUCCUGAUGCCCUUAGCUUGCUUCAUUUUACCAUCAUAUAUUCCCACACUAUGGGGGGAGUCAUUAUGGAAUGCUUAUUUCGUCUGUGCCAUUUUCCGAUACGUCUAUGUGCUAAACGUCACAUGGCUCGUCAACUCUGCGGCACACAAAUGGGGCAGUAAGCCUUAUGACAAGAACAUUAACCCCGUUGAAACCAGGCCAGUCUCACUGGUGGUUCUAGGUGAAGGUUUUCACAACUACCAUCACACUUUCCCUUGGGAUUACAAAACAGCAGAACUAGGAGAAUAUUCACUGAACAUUUCAAAGCUCUUCAUUGACGGCAUGGCCAAAAUUGGCUGGGCUUACGACCUCAAAACCGUAUCUCGAGAUGUCAUCGAAAAGAGAGUGAAGAGGACGGGUGAUGGCUCUCACGAGGAAUGGGGUUACGAAAAUUUAAAUGUGCCCACACAAGAUAAAAUUAACACAGAA